Messenger RNA from Coniosporium apollinis CBS 100218, 3654 nucleotides. RefSeq names its product BUB protein kinase. Gene Ontology annotation, molecular function: ATP binding; protein kinase activity. Gene Ontology annotation, biological process: mitotic spindle assembly checkpoint signaling; protein phosphorylation; meiotic sister chromatid cohesion, centromeric. The record is from RefSeq and is a predicted model, not a curated record. Lineage: Eukaryota; Fungi; Ascomycota; Dothideomycetes. The coding region runs from base 1 to 3654 and encodes 1217 amino acids. The transcript has 3 exons.
AUGGCAGCACCUACGGAAGACCUGAUAUCGUUCGACCUGAUCGAGUCCUCCAAAGAGAACAUCAAAGUCCUCCCCAGCGGCCGUUCCGCAAAAGCGCUCGCCUCCAUCCUCUCCCCACGCGGCCCCUCUUCGGCAGCACCACUCGCAUCCCCCUCGCAUACCGAAGACCCCAAUUCCAGCAUCCGCGCCGAUUACGAGACCGAGCUCCUCCACAUCACCGACUCCGACGACCCCCUCGACAUCUACGACCGCUACAUCCGCUGGACGCUUGACGCGUACCCCUCAGCUUCUGCGACACCGGCCUCGGGGCUUCUUCCGCUGCUCGAGCGCGCCACCAAGCACUUCCUACCUGACCCCGUCUAUGCGAACGACCCGCGCUAUCUCAAGAUAUGGCUGCACUACAUCCGCCUCUUCUCCGACGCGCCGCGCGAGACCUUCGCGUUUCUGGCGCGGCACCGCAUUGGCGAGGCGCUGGCGCUAUAUUACGAAGAGUUCGCCGCAUGGCUCGAAGGCCAAGGCCGAUGGACGCAAGCAGAAGAAGUGUACGAGAUGGGACUCCAGAAAGAGGCUCGGCCCGGAGAGCGACUAAGUCGAAAGUUCGGAGAAUUCCAGCGGAGGUAUGAGGCCGCGCUGGCAGCAGGAGGGGCCGGCGAGGCGCACAGGAGCCCUGCACUAGAGCCCCUAAGGCCGGCGUUGGCGCUCAAGGUUAAUCCCUUUGGCUCCACGGUAGGGGAGGCCGUGGAUCCGCAGGCACGGGAUCGUGCCAGAGCGGCGGCUGGUGGUGGGGCCACAAAGGCAGGAAAGCCGAAGUUGGCGGUCUUCGCGGACGGCGACGAGGUCGAUAAGCCUGGGUCGAGCGGUUCGGCGAAGGGGUGGGAGAGCAUACAGAGUCUUGCCGAGCGGAAGAAGGAAAACACAAUAGCGCCGAAGCCGUGGGCUGGGGAGACGAUCAAGGGCCAGAAGCGGAAUGCAGGGAUGGAGAAGAUGAUGGUCUUCAAGGAUGAGGUGACGGAACUGCAGAGCGUGAACCCUAAAACUGGUAGGACUGAGCAUGUAUUUGUCAAUCUGGAGAUGGUCUAUCCAGACCCCAGCGACCCCUCGGCUGCGGAGUUCUGCUUUGAGGAGCUGCGCGCGAGGCAUAGAGGAUGGCUUCAGCAUGACUGGGCAGCCAUGCGCCGAGAAGAGGAGGAACGGGAGCAGCAAGCGUUAGAGCAGGCCGAAGCUGUGGAGAGGGUCAAGCGGGAAGAAAAAGUCCGUUCGAAGGGAGCUGCUGCCGUCCUAUCUCAAGAGCUGCAGAAGCUUGCGCUGAAUGACGAGAACGAUGAGAACGCGCCUCCAUCGCAGGAGGACGUCGAGAAAGCCAAACUGGCAAAGCAGAGGCGAAGAGAGGAACGAGCGAACCGUACCAGGAAGAUCCGGGUCAUGGAAGUCCGCGGCGAGACGCAAACAGUGCAAACGAACCUUGCCUCUCCAACCGGACGCAAGCUGCGACGCAAGAAGUCUGCUGAGCCAACCAUGACGUUUCACACAAAAGAAGCCAUGGAAGAGAUCUACGGUAUCUUCAGCCAGCCCUUGAGCUCUUCCCAAGAGAAAGAGGACGUCGAGAGCGCUGCAGAGAGCGACGACGGCGACUACACCAGUGGAGGAGAAAGCACCGGGACUGGAAGGAUAUCUGGCGCGACUAGCGAUUAUGGAGAAGAGACUGAGGCGGGCGAUUUUACAGAGAUGAAGAGCACGGUCGGGGACGAUGAAGCUGUAACGGAGAGCGGGACCCAGUGGUCUGAAUUCACCGCCAGCAAGCAUAUGCCUGAGGAGGAACAAGCGCAUACCGCUGAAGAUCAGACGGCAGGGCAAACGCAAGAGACAUCUUGGGAGAUCUACCGGGACGAGCAAGAAGACUCUCCACCAGAACAAGAGGAACUUGUCACACCAAUAUCCCCCGACGCCCAAUCAGCGCAACUACCCACCCAAUAUGUGCCAUUGCCACCGGAGCAUUACGACGUACCUACCCGGCCGUAUCGGGAUCCAGCCAUCAUGGCUAACAACAGACUUCCUUUCAUGACGCCCAUCGUCGAGAAGACGGAGUCUUCCAUGGGAGCUGCGACGGCACUUGCAGAGAAAGACUACUUCAUCUCCAAAACACCAUGCAGGAAGAAUGGUACCAAAACACCUACAAUCCCAGAGUUAGAUGGCGAAGCUUGGAGCAGCCCUUUCCAGGAUGUCCUGGAAGAAGCGUCUAGGUUACAAGACGCGAAGAUCUCUCAGCCAGUGCUUUCAAAAGCCUCGCAGCGAAAAAUACCUCUGGGAGUCUCCAGAGCAUCGAAACCGCAAGCUGGGAGCGCGCCCAAGGAGGCGACGCAGAAAGGCCCGAUCAUCAAAGACGUCCAAUGCAAUCCCGUGGACGAGGAAAUCCGGCAGAUAAUCCUGAGCCAGAUUCAACCCCCACUCGCGAGCUAUGACGGCUACUACGAAGACAGACACCGCGCAUAUGGCCGAAGCGCCGAGCUUCGCAGAUUCACGAAGGCGGUCUCGAAAAUCGGCAAGAAUACCGCCGACAAGACCGCUACCAACCUAUCAAUGCCGCCUACGCUCAAUUUCAGCACCGGAGAGCGGCGCUACACCAUCAAGCGCGAGCUAGGCAAAGGCGCUUUCGCACCCGUCUACCUCGCCGAGAGCGAUCCCGCCCACGACGCUGAUGACGAGGACGAAAAUAGGCCAGCCCAGAUGGGCAGGGGCUCGUUCGGCGUGCGGCGAAACAGGCUGGAAGCCAUUAAGAUGGAAGACCCACCGUCGGCGUGGGAGUUCUACAUCAUCCGGCAAGCGAACCGACGGCUCGGUGUCUCAAGAUCUGCGGACUCUAUCAUCCAGGCAUAUGAGAUGCGCCUUUUCCAGGACGAGUGCUAUCUGGUUGAGGAGUACCGCGAUCAGGGGACUCUGCUCAACUUAGUCAACAUCGCCAAGGCGGAUGUGAGCGGCGGCGGCAUCAUGGAUGAGCUCAUGGCAAUGUUCUUCACCAUCGAGCUGUUCCGCGCCACAGAAGCGCUGCAUGCCAAAGGCCUCAUCCACGGCGAUCUCAAGGCCGACAACGUGCUCGUGCGGCUCGACGAGGACGGUUCCUGGUCCUCACAAUAUGCCCGUGAUGGCACGAAUGGGUGGGCUGCCAAGGGCAUCACGUUAAUCGACUUCGGCCGCGGCAUCGACGUGAAGGUCUUCAGGCCCGACGUCCAGUUCAUCGCCGACUGGAAGACCAGCGAGGCGGACUGUGCCGAGAUGCGCGAGAUGCGGCCGUGGACGUUCCAGGUCGACUAUCAUGGCCUUGCGGGGAUCGUGCAUAAUCUCCUCUUCGGGAAGUAUAUCGACACAGUGGCCGAGCGGGGCGCGGCGUUGGGCGCGGGUGCGACUAAGACGUAUAGGAUUAGGGAGAGUUUUAAGAGGUACUGGCAGACGGAGAUUUGGGAGGGGGUCAUGGAUUUGCUGUUGAAUCCGUUGAUGCAUCUUGAGGGUGAGGAAGGGAGGAAGCUGCCGGUGCUGAAGGGCAUGAGGAGCGUGAGGGAGAGGAUGGAGGAGUACCUUGAGAGCAACUGUGAGAAAGGUGUAGGGCUGAAAGGCUUGCUGAGGAGGAUGGAAGAGAAGGUACGGGAUAGGAAGCGGUAA